AUCUGAAUGUACCGUCAAACGGGGUUAAGUGAAUCAUAUUUUUAAGCUCUAUUCGGUGUUCGCAUGAUAUUCCACUAUUGUGUUUGUGGUUAUGUUAUGGUGUUCUGUAGCGGAAGUGCUCUCUAUCCAGUCUCUUUUAUUACAAACAAAUGACAAAAUAAGACCGUCACAAGACACAAGUUAAACACUUAUUACAAGAAGGUUCCAGUUCGAGAGUGAGAGUGUCACAUUCCAGAGGAACUGUAAAUCAGUAAAUCCAGAGUAUGUUACUCUGAUAAUUCAGGCGCGGCAAAUUAGCUGCUUCCCAGUUAUGCAAAGUUUGGUAUAUCAAAUAAAUUAUCUAUUCAACUUCGAAUUUCCAAAUUCAACGACUGAUCUAAUGAGGUUGCCUCACCUGACAAAUUAACAUAAAAUCAAAAAUUUAGUAAAAUCAGAGUCACUCACUUUCCAGUAGGUAUUUAGGUUGUACCGUUAUGUCCGCUUAGGAACGCUGCAGCAGUACUGAACGCUUACAGUAUUUAUUUUAAACCUAAAUUUUUAGUAUUAACCAUGGCAAAAGUAUUUAUUGUAUCUGGCUGUAGAACUCCUAUAGGUAAUUUUCAAGGCCAGUUUGAAAAAUAUCCAGCUACCGAACUAGGUACUAUUGCUGUAAGUGAGGCUAUCAGAAGAGCUAAUUUGAAACCUGAAGAUGUUAAUCAAUGUAUUAUGGGACAGGUACUUACAGCUGGACAAGGGCAAAACUGUGCAAGACAAACAUCCAUUAAUGCAAAUAUACCUAAUUUAUCACCUGCAUAUACCAUUAAUAUGUUAUGUGGAUCUGGGUUGAAAUCAGUAGCACUGGGUUUUCAGGCAAUACGAAAUGAAGACUGCAAUAUUCUAGUAGCAGGAGGUCAAGAAAGCAUGACAAGAGCCCACCAUUCAACUUAUUUAAGAGGUGCUAAAUUGGGAGCACUUAAUUUGAGUGAUACUGUUUUGAAUGACGGAUUAACAGAUUUUUUUAAUAACAUCCAUAUGGGAAAUACUGCAGAGCAUUUGGCUAAGACAUACAAUGUUUCAAGACAAUUACAAGAUGAGUUUGCUUUAAAUUCGCAAAUUAAAGUAACAGAAGCCAUUAAAAAUGGAUAUUUUGAUAAAGAAAUUGUUGGUGUGCCUGAAAAAAGAACCAAAGAACUGAUUAUUAAAGAUGAAUUUCCAAAAACAGAUAGUUCUCUAGAAAAAUUGAGCAAAUUAAGACCUGCUUUCGAUUCGAAAGGUACAGUAACAGCAGGAAAUGCUUCAGGUAUCAAUGAUGGAGCUGCAGCAGUAGUUUUAGCAAAUGUAGAAGAAGUUAAACAGAGGAAUUUAAAUCCCUUGGCUGAAAUUAUUGCUUUUGCUGAAGUUGGUAUUGAUCCAUUAUGUAUGGGACUUGGGCCGAUUCAAGCAAUAACAAAACUACUUCAAAAAACUGGAUGGACACAAGAAGAAGUCGACUUAUAUGAAUUGAAUGAAGCUUUUGCGGUACAGAGUCUAAUUUGUAUGAAGGAACUUGGACUAGACCCAAGCAAAGUUAACGUAACAGGGGGCGCAAUUGCCCUAGGGCAUCCAAUUGGAGCUUCAGGAACUAGAUGUUUAGUGACUCUAAUUUAUAAUUUAAUACGUUUGGGAAAACGUAAAGGAGUUGUGGCUUUAUGCAUUGGUGGAGGCAUGGGAAUUGCAAUGGCAGUUGAAUUGUGCUGAUAAAUUUAUUUAUUUUAUGGUUUGGUAUUCAAGUACUUAUCAGCUAUAAUUUUAAUUUUUGAUGUGCCUACCAUUUUACAUUUACAACAGAUAUUCCCUGUCUAUGAUACACAAGUUAAAUUAAUUUAAAAUUAUUGUUCUUGAUUCUAUUGAAUUGUUGUCUUUUUCGCAAAGUUUAUUAUUAUUGUUAUUGCUUAAUUGGGAACGGUUUGAAAUAUAGUUUACAAAUAA
Molecule: messenger RNA, 1947 nt
Organism: Ceutorhynchus assimilis (cabbage seed weevil)
Lineage: Eukaryota; Metazoa; Arthropoda; Insecta; Coleoptera; Curculionidae
Source: the annotation of a GenBank genome assembly